ACCAAACAAUCUCUUAUAGUGAUGCAUCUCCACCGACCUCCGUUGUCGAACUUCCGUUCGACUUGCCGGACUGGAAUUGUUGAUUUUUUCCAAUCCUAAAAGAAUAUAUUUUUUUUUCCUUUUCUUUACCAAAAGUUAUAAAAUAUAUUUUUAAAACUAUAAUUUCAGUCGAAAAUUAAAUAUUAACGCUUUAUUAAAUUUGGUCUCUUUAAAUAUAUACCAACAAAAUGUACAAUUAAUUAAUUAACAUAGUGCAAGAUGUAUAUAUACAUAGACGAUAUCGAUGUUGUAGCAUUAUUUAGAAGAGGUUAGAUAUGGAGGAAGAGAAAAGCAUUAGAGGGAAUGGAGAGAAAGAAAAGGAGAAGAAAAAUGGAAAACAACGAGGAGGCAUCCGAACAUUACCUUUCAUCCUUGCAAAUGAAGUGUGUGAUAGAUUUGCGAGUUCUGGUUUUCACGCAAACAUGAUAAGCUACCUUACACAACAAUUGAACAUGCCAUUGGUUUCAGCUUCAAAUACUCUCAGCAACUUUAAUGGAGUUUCUAGCUUGACUCCUCUUCUUGGCGCUUUCAUUGCUGAUUCUUUUGCAGGAAGAUUUUGGACCAUUGUUGUUGCCACUAUCAUCUAUGAACUGGGACUUAUUACUAUAACAAUAUCAGCUAUAAUGCCCCAAUUUCACCCUCCACCAUGUCCAACACAAUUAAAUUGUGAAGAAGCCAAAUCCUCACAACUAUGGAUACUCUAUCUAUCACUCUUUCUUGCAGCUCUUGGAUCAGGUGGCAUUAGAUCAUGUGUUGUACCCUUUUCAGGAGAUCAAUUUGACAUGACUAAAAAAGGUGUUGAAUCAAGAAAAUGGAACCUCUUCAAUUGGUACUUUUUUUGCAUGGGAUUUGCCACAUUAAGUGCUUUAACUAUUGUGGUUUAUAUUCAAGAUCAUAUGGGUUGGGGUUGGGGCCUUGGCAUUCCAACCAUUGCAAUGUUUAUAUCUAUCAUUGUUUUUGUUUUGGGUUCAUCACUCUACAAGACUGUGAAACCAAACGGAAGCCCGUUUGUUCGAGUUGCGCAAGUGAUUGUUGCAGCGUUUAAAAAGAGGAACGAGGUGUUGCCAAAUGAUUCUGAGCUUUUAUACCAAAAUAUGGAGCUUGAUUCUCCUAUUUCCUUGGAAGGAAGACUUUCGCACUCGAAGCAAUUCAAAUGGUUAGACAAGGCUGCAAUUGUAACAAAGGAAGAAGACAAAAACCCGAACGCAAAACCGAACUUAUGGAAUUUAGCAACUGUCCAUAGAGUUGAAGAGUUAAAAUGUAUCAUUAGAAUGCUUCCGAUUUGGGCGUCAGGAAUUCUACUCAUAACUGCAGCAUCACAUCAGAGUAGCUUUGUAAUCCAACAAGCUCGGACGAUGAAUCGUCAUCUCUCGCAUUCGUUCCAGCUUUCACCAGCCAAUAUGUCCAUUUUCAGCGUACUAACUAUGAUGAUAGGUAUUGUUCUAUACGAACGCCUUUUCGUUCCGUUUGCUCGUAGAUACACUAAGAAUCCUACUGGCCUUACAUGUUUGCAAAGAAUGGGAAUAGGCUAUGUGAUCAACAUUACAGGCACUAUAGUUUCAGCACUAGUGGAAAUCAAAAGAAAAAAAGUUGCUUCCGAAUAUAAUUUAUUGGAUAAUCCGAAAGCGAUUAUUCCAAUAAGUGUGUUUUGGUUGGUUCCUCAGUAUUUUUUGCAUGGUGUGGCUGAAGUUUUUAUGUCUGUUGGACAUUUGGAAUUUCUGUAUGAUCAAUCGCCGGAAAGUAUGAGGACGAGUGCUACGGCUUUGUACUGCAUAGCGACGGCUAUUGGAAGCUUUAUUGGUACAUUAAUGGUGACAUUAGUGCAUAAGUAUACUGGUAAAGAGAGGAACUGGUUACCUGAUAGAAACCUGAAUAGAGGUAGAUUGGAGUACUAUUACUUUCUUGUUAGUGGGAUUCAAGUUGUAAAUUUCAUUUAUUAUGUAGUAUGUGCUUGGUUUUAUACAUAUAAGCCUGUGGAGGAAAUUAGUGAAAUAAACAUGCAAGGAGAUUUGGAACAGGUCAAUAGAGAAGUUUCAUUGGUUAGUUUAGAAGAGGGGAAGAGUAUUGGUAGUGAAGAGCUACAGAACAAGAAGAAGGUGAAAUCUCAGCGACGAGGAGGAAUUCGAACACUGCCUUUCAUCCUUGCUAAUGAGGUAUGUGAUAGAUUUGCUGUGGCUGGUUUCAACGGAAACUUGAUAAGUUACCUAACUCAGCAACUGAACAUGCCAUUAGUAUCAGCUGCAAACACACUCACAAUCUUCGGCGGAACAGCUAGCUUCACGCCUCUCAUUGGUGCUCUCAUUUCCGAGUCCUUUGCCGGCCACUUCUGGACCAUUACCAUUGGUUCCAUCAUCUACCAACUCGGAAUGAUCAGCAUAACACUAUCAUCUAUACUCCCACACAUGCGCCCUCCGCCAUGUCCAACGCAACUAAACUGUCAAGAAGCAACCUCCUCGCAAUUAUCAAUGUUCUUCAUCUCUCUCGUUCUUAUAUCGAUUGGAUCAGGUGGAAUUAGACCUUGUGUUGUUCCGUUCUUAGGAGAACAAUUUGAUAUGACUAAAAAAGGUGUAGCGUCUAGAAAAUGGAACAUUUUCAAUUGGUACUUUUUCUUCAUGGGAAUUGCUUCUCUAAGUGCUUUAACCAUUGUGGUUUACAUUCAAGACAAUACUGGUUGGGGUUGGGGAUUUGGCAUACCGACUAUUGUUAUGUUUUUGUCCAUUGUUGCAUUUGUGUUCGGCUCGCCCUUUUAUAAAACUGAGAAACCUAAAGGAAGCCCUUUGGUUCGUUUGGCACAAGUUAUUGUAGCAGCUGUGAAAAAGAGGAAAGAGGUUUUGCCAAAUGAUCCAAAACAUUUGUAUCAAAAUAGAGAGGUUGAUGCCGGUAUUUCCUUGGAAGGAAGACUUUUACAUACAAAUCAAUAUAAAUGGUUGGACAAGGCUGCAAUUGUCACGGGCGAAGACGACACAGAACAAAAUGCACCACCAAAUUUUUGGAAAUUAGUUACUGUCCAUAGAGUUGAAGAGCUAAAAUCAAUCAUUAGAAUUCUUCCGAUUUCGGCUUCAGGAAUUUUGCUUAUAGCCGCUUCAGCGCACCUACCUAGCUUUGUCAUCGAACAAGCGCGCACAAUGGAUCGGCAUCUCUCACAGACCUUCCAAAUUUCGCCUGCUAAUAUGUCAAUUUUCAGUGUAAUUACCAUGAUGACAGGAGUUAUUCUAUACGAACGUCUUUUCGUUCCCAUUGUCCGGAGAUUCACAAAGAAUCCGGUCGGAAUCACGUGCAUACAAAGAAUGGGAAUAGGCUUUGCAAUCAACAUUCUAGCCACAUUAAUUUCAGCACCCGUGGAAAUCAAAAGAAAAGAAGUUGCUGCUAAGUACAACUUAUUGGAUGAUCCAAAAGCGAUUAUUCCUAUAAGCGUGUUUUGGUUGGUGCCUCAGUAUUGCUUUCAUGGACUUGCUGAUGUUUUCAUGUCUGUUGGACUUUUUGAAUUUCUAUUUGAUCAAGCACCUGAGAGUAUGAGAAGUAGUGCUACUGCUAUCUAUUGCAUAAUUAUAGCUAUUGGAAGUUAUGCAGGUACAUUUAUAGUGACACUUGUUCAUAAAUAUAGUGGUAAGGAAAGGAAUUGGUUACCUGAUAGGAACCUUAAUAGGGGUAGAUUGGAGUAUUAUUAUUAUCUUGUUAGUGGUGUUCAAGUUCUUAAUCUUAUUUAUUUUGGAAUUUGUCUUUGGUUUUACACUUACAAGCCCUUGGAAGAAAUUGCUGAAAUCAUCAAUAAGGAAGAAGAUUUGGAACAGGUUGAUGCAAAAAUCUUGGCUUCCAAUUUAGAAGAGAAAGUUUAGAAGAAAAAAAUAAUGUAUUGGUCAUAAUGGUAGAUUUGUAUUAUUGGAGACUUUUGAUUGUUCAAUAUCUGUACAAGUGACUUAUGUAAUAAGACUUGCUAGAGCUUUGAGUAUUUCUU
Lathyrus oleraceus (garden pea) is the source of this 3994-nucleotide messenger RNA. RefSeq lists its product as uncharacterized. NCBI's taxonomy places the organism in Eukaryota, Viridiplantae, Streptophyta, Magnoliopsida, Fabales, Fabaceae. The coding region runs from base 315 to 3875 and encodes 1186 amino acids. Gene Ontology annotation, cellular component: membrane. The record is from RefSeq and is a predicted model, not a curated record. The transcript is spliced from 7 exons. Gene Ontology annotation, molecular function: transmembrane transporter activity. Gene Ontology annotation, biological process: transmembrane transport.